This is a messenger RNA of Colossoma macropomum (tambaqui), 3726 nucleotides long. RefSeq names its product calpain 1 (gene capn1). NCBI's taxonomy places the organism in Eukaryota, Metazoa, Chordata, Actinopteri, Characiformes, Serrasalmidae. Bases 340 to 2454 code for a protein of 704 amino acids. The record is from RefSeq and is a predicted model, not a curated record. Gene Ontology annotation, biological process: proteolysis. Gene Ontology annotation, molecular function: calcium-dependent cysteine-type endopeptidase activity; calcium ion binding. The transcript has 22 exons. Gene Ontology annotation, cellular component: cytoplasm.
ACACGGGUGGGGGACACAACACUUCUCUGAAGGUGGCAAAUCUCUGGGAAGCUUCAGUGCAGAGUCUGCAGAUGGGACUGUAAAGGGACGGAAUACUUUUAUAAACACGCCCUGAAUUCACCGAAGAGCAAGGCGGGCUAACAGGAGCUUUGGGACCAGACUCACUUUCUGCCACAUGAGUAAAGAUUACAGUCCCUCUUCCUCAUUCAGCACUAGUGGAUUUACAUGCACUAAUUAGCCACCGGGCCUUUUGAAUCCUUACUGGCUUAACUUUGCCCCGCCCCCUUGUUGCGAGCAGUUAACUCUCUGUUGCCGGGCAGAUCAGCGCAGUGGGGAGACAUGGAGCCCAUUUACGCUACAGGGAUGGCAGCCAAGCUGCGCAGUCAGUGGGACCGGGACGAUGGCUUGGGGCAGAACCACAAAGCAGUCAAGUUUCUGGGGCAGGACUACGAGAUGCUGAAGGCGCAGUGUCUGCAGAGCAGGACGCUGUUUGAGGACAGUUACUUCCCAGCCUCUGCCUCCUCCCUGGGUUAUAAUGAGCUGGGACCACGCUCCUCCAAGACGCAUGGUGUGCGCUGGAUGAGGCCGCCGGAGAUCUGCUCGCGUCCUCAGUUCAUUGUGGAUGGAGCCACACGCACAGACAUCUGUCAAGGGGCUCUUGGUGACUGUUGGCUCUUGGCUGCUAUUGCAUCUCUCACUCUUAACGAUAACUUGCUGCACCGUGUGGUUCCACAUGGACAGAGCUUUAGCAGUGGCUACACCGGCAUCUUCCACUUCCAGUUUUGGCAGUUUGGCGAGUGGGUGGAAGUGGUUAUUGAUGACAGACUGCCGGUGAAGGAUGGGAAGCUGCUGUUUGUUCACUCAGCGGAGGGUGGGGAGUUUUGGAGCGCUCUGGUGGAGAAGGCCUAUGCCAAGCUGAAUGGCUGUUAUGAGGCUCUCUCAGGUGGCAGUACAUCAGAGGGCUUUGAGGACUUCACUGGUGGAGUGACAGAGAUGUAUGAGCUGAGGAAAGCUCCAUCUGAUCUCUACAGCAUCAUUCAGAGGGCUGUGGAGAGAGGAUCUCUGCUCGGCUGUUCUAUAGACAUCACCAGCAAAUUUGACAUGGAAGCAGUCACCUUCAAGAAACUGGUUAAAGGCCAUGCCUACUCAGUGACUGCGGUAGAUGAGGUGGUUUUCAGAGGAACCCCCACCAAGCUAGUACGUAUCAGAAACCCUUGGGGAGAGGUGGAAUGGACUGGAGGCUGGAGCGACAAUUCUAGAGAGUGGGACAGUGUGGACCCGUCCACCAGAAGCAGGUUAUACAACCGCAGUGAGGAUGGAGAGUUCUGGAUGUCUUUCAGGGAUUUCCUGCAGGAGUUCAGUAGGCUGGAGAUCUGUAAUCUGACGGCGGAUGCUCUGGAGAUGUGUCAGGUGAAGAAAUGGAGCACAUCUCUCUAUCAGGGCGAGUGGAGAAGAGGCAGCACUGCUGGAGGCUGCAGGAACUAUCCAGCUACGUUCUGGAUCAACCCUCAGUUUAAAAUCAAUCUUACAAACCCUGACAAAGUGGGCAGCUCCGACUGCAGCUUCCUGGUGGCUCUGAUGCAGAAGGACCGCAGGAAGAAACGGAAAGAAGGCAAAGACAUGGAGACCAUCGGCUUCGCCGUCUACGAGGUUCCUAGAGAGUACAUGGGUCAGUCAGGAGUGCACCUAAAGCGAGAUUUCUUCCUCACGCAUGCGUCCAGUGCGCGAUCUGAGCUGUUCAUUAACCUGAGAGAGGUCAGCUCCCGUUUCAGCCUGCCAGCCGGAGAGUACAUCGUCGUCCCCUCAACGUUUGAGCCACAGAAAGAGGCUGACUUUGUGCUCCGUGUCUUCUCGGAGAAACCUGCUGACUCACAAGAGCUGGAUGAUGAGGUCACAGCUGAUCUCCCCCCAGAGAAAAAUUUAGAUGAGAGUCAGAUUGAUGCCGGAUUUAAGAGUCUCUUUAGGCAGCUGGCUGGAGCGGACAUGGAAAUCAGUGCUACUGAGCUCCAGACCAUCCUGAACAGAAUCAUCAGCAAACACAAGGACCUGAAGACGGAUGGCUUUGGUCCAGAGGCCUGCCGCAGUAUGAUUAACCUCAUGGACACUGAUGGCAGUGGUAAACUGGGUCUCACUGAGUUCCAUGUCCUGUGGGAGAAAAUCAAACGCUAUCUGACAGUGUUCAGGCAGUUUGAUCUGGACAAAUCCGGGACUAUGAGCUCAUAUGAGAUGCGCAUGGCUCUCGAAGCAGCAGGCUAUAAGCUGACCAAUCAUUUAUUCCAGCUGAUCAUCCUGCGUUACACAGAGGAGGACCUGACUGUCGACUUUGAUAACUUUGUCACCUGCCUGGUGCGCUUGGAGACCAUGUUCAAGACAUUUAAGACGUUAGACACAGAUGCUGAUGGAUACAUAUCCCUAAACUUCAUCCAGUGGAUAUCUUUGACCAUGUUUGCAUGAACAGACGGACAUACAGAUGCCUGUAUGCCUGCACUGAGACCCCCACACCCCUCCCCCUCGUCCAGAAGUGCCUUUUUCUUACACUUUAUUUCUCAAGGUGAUGGGAUCAGUCAGGGUUUUAUUUGUCUCUCUGUAUCUGUUUGUGUGUUGGUUUAGGGACUGAUCUAAGGUUUUAAGGUUUUAAACUAUAUUGGUUCAUAGAGAACAAAAGCCAAUCCGAGGGCAUGCUAGAAUAAGCCAAAACCCUUGUUAUGAUAAAAUCAUAGCAUGUAUAGUCAUCAGUCUCAGCUAGUGUUUUUGACAAGUGCCAAUCACUCUAGACUCUAAGGGUGUUUCAUUUGUUUACAAUGUCUGCAAUGCCAAGAGACACAAUAUACCAAUCAUACUUGUCCAGUGAGACAAACAGUGACCAUUACCAUUACCUUACUGCCAGACCUAAGCCUGUUUACACUUUCUGUGCCAAAAGGAUCACUUCUACGUCUUCUCAAUCUUAAUCUACCAAUCAGUGCCAGUGCCACCGCCUGAGAUGGAGUGUGCAGCAACUAUUAGGGAUCUGAUCAGAUUUCCAACAGGAGCAGACUGAAAAAAAAUCUAUGUGAGCAGUGACACUUAAAGCACAGGUCUGUGUGGGAUUUCUGGUGCAAUUAAUUGUUUAUCUUUGGGUUUUUUUGUAUUUUAAAAAGUAUUUUUUAUAUGAAUCACAUUCAGAAUCAUUCAUACCUAAAAUUCUAGUUAAAGAAUGCAUCUUCUGAUGCUCAGUCAUUCAAGCAUGGUGACAACAAUCAUAGCAGUUUUUUCAACCAGAUCUCUUCUCUCAGUAGAUUAAAAAUGCCCCUUACAUACAGCAAUGUAUGGCAUGAUUUCUGCAUCAGGAACAGCAUGCUGGAAGCACUUAUGGCUGGAUGUAUUGAAAGUGAUUUAUUUGCAUGAAGUCAAACGCACUCUGAAAUUCUGCCUCUUCUUAUGCUGCAGUUCAUACAGAGCAUUUUCUGAUUCAUAUACAUUGCCCAAAUGUUCAGUCUGAUUAAACCUUCUUGCUUUGAUGUGUAUUGUGAAACGCAAAUGGCGAAGACAAAAUUAUAACAGAUUCAACUGUGGAUGCAGAGAUACAUUAGAUUAAACGGAAACAGAUGACACAGUGUAUUCUUGCCAGAUGGCUGCAGUAUAAGAGAUUUGCAGAUAUGUAAUCAUUUUUGUUCUUUCCGUGACCGUGCCUGUAGGGUCACGUGUUCUCUAUGCCUUUUAAAUACUCUGAUCAAAAGGUACUUUCUG